GAGAGUGUGCAGUUCUUGUUUGGAGACUCUUGAUAAGACCAUGAGCUGUAGCCGUUCUUGUGUGUUGGCUUGAGCUCGUAUCAAAGAUCCCACAUUUGCACUUAAAAGAGAAUAAUAAGGGCUGUCUUCCCAACACACAGUCCAUGUUUAUCCUUCAAACCUAAUUUCCCAGUUCAUCUGGUCAUUGUUGUUCAUGGGAGCCUGCUGUGCAGAAAAGUUCCUGCCAUGUUUCCAACAAAAAUAAACAAACACGCAUGCAGAGUUUACAGCCUGACCCGAAGGCACAAUACAAGAAUGUCUUCGAUGGUCUGCUGAAGAUUAUGCACACAGAAGGUUACUGGAGACCUUUGCGAGGACUGAACGCGAUGGUAUUUGGUGCAGGACCUGCUCACGCUAUGUACUUUUCCAGCUAUGAGAAAAUGAAAAGGACAUUAAGUGAUGCCAUCGGCCAGGGUGGCAAUAGUCACUUAGCAAACGGUAUAGCAGGAGGUACAGCGACCUUGAUCCACGAUGCGGUGAUGACUCCGGCUGAAGCUGUCAAACAACGAAUGCAGAUGUUCAAUUCUCCAUACAAAGGUGUUCUGCACUGUAUCCGGGUUGUGCACAAAACAGAAGGGAUCAGAGCGUUUUACCGGAGCUACACAACGCAGCUGACCAUGAACGUGCCCUUCCAAGCCAUCCACUUCAUGACCUACGAGUUUAUGCAGGAGCAGCUCAAUCCUUGCAGGCACUAUAACCCCUUGUCUCACAUGCUGUCAGGGGCUCUGGCAGGGGCGGCAGCAGCUGCAGCUACAACUCCACUUGAUGUCUGCAAGACCCUUCUGAACACGCAGGAGAAUCUGAAGCUGGGAACGCUGAAGACUAAAAGUCGGCGCCUCUCGGGCAUGCUCAAUGCCUGUAGGACGGUUUACCAGAUUGGCGGGUUGCCUGCCUACUUCAAGGGUGUGCAGGCACGUGUCAUCUACCAAAUGCCUUCCACUGCCAUUUGUUGGUCAGUCUAUGAAUUCUUCAAGUACUUUAUAACAAAGCAGCAGUCUCCGGACCUGCCAGCCUCAUCUUGAGGGCAGCCCGCCCCUCCCUUCAGCCUCCAGAUGGAUGGUGUUGUGUGAGCUGCUCCCGUGAUUUUUCCAAGAGGAAGUUCCCAACAGUCUCAGGAUUGUCUGCUGGAUGCCGUCAGUCAUGCAUCUAAACUGCUACAUGCUUCCAAUCUCUGUCAGAUCCUUCCCCAUAUCUUUCACAGGCUAAUGUCAAAGAGCUAAAGACAUGAAAGAGGUUGGUUUCAGCUCUGAUCAGAGCUCAAAGCCAAUGUCUAAGUGUCAGGCAAACAGAAAACUGUUGACAAUGGUCACUUCCUGACACCCCUCUUUUCUGUGUUGUAGUGCUCGCUGACUAUUUGAAUAAACCUUCUCUCAAAGCAGGGCAGUUGGAGCUGGAUGGUUUCAGAAUCUAGGGGUAUUCCUUGUCUUCAAAAGCUCACGGUCUGCAUGGCACCUCGUAGAGACUUGCUAGGCUUGUAGGAAACAAAAUCAGACUCUUCCCCCUCCCCUGAAUUAAAAUACCAGCAGCUCAUUGAGGGAAACUCUGUUCCCAAAGGCAGAGAUCUUCCAGUGCAGGCUGAAAUGUUUGACUUUCUGUCGGCCCUCCAAAUAACCCUGCAGCUUGUGAGGUCCUGGCUGAGGACCCUCUGUAGAUAGGGAGAGGGAGCUGGAUAGAUUUCUGCUGAAUCAUUGACUGUGCAAUUGGGUGGGUGGGGUGUGCUGGGACUUAAUUGAUCCUUGGAAAACUACAAUCAAGAUUUGGGGGGAAUGAGUUGAUGGGGUGGGAUGUGGGUGUGGUGGGAAGUAAGGUGUGAAAACAACAUUAGCAAGGGCCUUGUCCGUGAACAUUAUCAAAAAAGGCUCGAGAGUGUGUCAACACUAGGAAAAGGGAGAAAUGAGUUGAAUACUCAUGAUUAUAUUUCCAGUUAUCGAGGAGUCUGCUCUCUGCCUGUUGAAAAAGACAAGGUAAUUUGUAGUAAAUAAGUGUGUAUGUUUAAUAUAGAAAGAGAUAGAUAACUUGAAGGAGAGAUUUUUGCCAAGUUUUGGUUUUUAAAUGCAUGUAUUGAGAAGAAACCAAGUGUCUUUCUCAGCAUGCUUUGUUUUAUUUUUAAAUAAAUAUACGUGUAAAGGGCCUGAGGGAUUUUUCAUUGUGGUUGACAGGGAUGGGAGGGGAGCACAGAGAGAGACAGUUGUAGUGAUAAUGUUACAAAUGUCCUGGAGACAUGGCUUCAAAUCCCACUCUGGCAGCUGGUGCAACCUCCAUCCAGUCUUAGUCAUAGUUACCUUGAUGACUAUAAAUAAUUGUCAGAAAAACCCAUCUGGUUCACUAAAUGUCCUUUUGGGAAGGAAAUCUGUCCUGAGCUGCAUGUGACUGCAGACACCAUGGCAAGAUGCUGGAGCCUAAACUUGCCUCUGAAAUGGGCCAGCAGGCCACUCAGUUCAAGGGCAUGUUGGGAUGGGCAAUAAAUGCUGGCCUUGCCAACAACUCUCAUCACAUGAAAUAUUUUUGUAAAACUGUGAACAUUGUAUUGAUCAAGUUUGUCAUUUCCAAAUUUUCUCCAUGGAUGGUGAGGUCUUCUGGAUUGAUAUAAUUUUGACUGUUAAGUUAAUGUCUGGGCAUAUAAUUUUCAGUGGCUGGUUUUUACUUUUAUUCUGGCUUCUGCCUCCUUUUCUGACUCCCUUGCUCUCAUGCCUAUCUGCUCUUCAUUGCCCUCUCUUGAUGUCUGUUUUCAGUCUUUUCAGGCAAAAGAUUCCCUAUUUCUUAGUUACAUAUCUAAAAUUUCAUUUUACGCCUGACAUGAGAACUCUGAUGGCAUUUCGACCUUUAGCUGAGACAAUGUUUCUCCAUGGGUUGUCUCUUGCAACAAAGAGUUUGUCUUGAAAAGUUCCCAAUGAUUUAAAUAAUUUUGAAAUGGGUGUUGAAGGCUAUUGGGGAAAUUGUACACGCACAGACGUUGACACUUACAUGCACAGACACGCACACACAACCUCCUAUCUUCAUUGUCCCCAGGAUAUGGGGGCGGUGAGAAAGCAGAGUUGAGUGCAUUGCCUUAAGGUGUGUGUUCUGUGCCCCACCCCAAUCUCAGGGAAAUGUCAUAUGUGAGGACAGCAUGUCCCUUGCAAAGGGAGACUGAAGCUUCUGGCCUUGGAUUCCUGAAGCAGCUGCCAUGUUGGCUGCUGGGCAUAAUCCCUGGCAGGGCCAACACUAAUUGGAAUAGUGACUGGCAAAGGGGUUUGUGUCUGGAGUGUACGUGAUUGAUUUUAUGAACACACAUAGGAUUUUGCUGGCCUGACUGUACAAAAGUCUUUCCUGCAAGAAUGUCAGGUCCCGGGCAAGGUGCAGCAAGAGGCAGGUAACUUGGUCAGGUUGAAGUUCUCACUGCAAUCUGGUUGACCAGCUUCUGAGAAGGACACUUGAAUACGCACACUCAAAUGUUUCUUGUGGCUUUCCGACUGGUACUUGCAUUGGAUAUCAUUCGGACUUGACCUCUCAACUGCUGCUGUAUUCUUCAGAUGCACUGUUAUUCAAAGAAAAUAUAUUUUUUAGUUUUCCAUUGUGAAGAGUAGGAACAUGAGUGUUUUGCUGGAGAAUUACCGUUAUGUUGAGGUGUGGCCGUCGAUGUCUGCAAGAAGUUCCAAAGAUUCUUCAAAGCUGAAUGUAUAUUUUUAUAAUGCUAAAUUAAAAAUCAUUUUAAACUGG
Molecule: messenger RNA, 3738 nt
Organism: Rhincodon typus (whale shark)
Lineage: Eukaryota; Metazoa; Chordata; Chondrichthyes; Orectolobiformes; Rhincodontidae
Product: mitoferrin-1-like
Exons: 4
Coding region: 255-1061 (268 amino acids)
Biological process (GO): iron import into the mitochondrion
Cellular component (GO): mitochondrial membrane
Molecular function (GO): ferrous iron transmembrane transporter activity
Source: RefSeq, a predicted model, not a curated record